Messenger RNA from Alternaria atra, 1158 nucleotides. RefSeq lists its product as uncharacterized. The transcript has a single exon. The coding region runs from base 1 to 1158 and encodes 385 amino acids. The record is from RefSeq and is a predicted model, not a curated record. Lineage: Eukaryota; Fungi; Ascomycota; Dothideomycetes; Pleosporales; Pleosporaceae. Gene Ontology annotation, molecular function: FAD binding; oxidoreductase activity.
AUGGCCAACGCACACAACGUUGGCGAACUAGGAGCUGGAGUGGUGGCGGGAGAUGCGUACCGUUAUUUCGGCGAAUAUGGUAUGGACAUCACAGGCGGCUAUGAAGAGUCUGUUGGCUUGGCAGGCGGUUUCGCGCAAGGCGGAGGUGUUGGCGAUUUCACCGCCCAAUAUGGACUCAUGGCAGAUAACGCCAUCGAGUUUGAGGUUGUCACCGCCGAUGGCCAGGUGCGAGUCAUAAACGAAUGCAACGACCCCGAAUUGUUCUGGGCUAUGCGCGGUGGAGGCGGUGGUACCUUCGCUGUCCUCACGAAGUAUCGCGUUCAGCUCUAUCAUUCGUUGCCUAUUCACACAUACCGCCUGGUUGUUGAUAUCAGCAAUUCCGAUGCUUUACGCGCGCUCCUGACACUGCACGCAGAAAACCAGUUAACUUGGUCUGACGCGCUGGUUACAGGAUCAACCGACUACUAUGUCAACAAGGCAGCAUUUGGCGUAAUUCACCCUAAUCUCGACAACGGCACGAAGCUCAAAGAGGCUACGAUGGCUUUCAAUCACGCAGUCAGCAACAUACAAGGCAUAACCGUGAUCGAGAAUGACUAUACUACGUUCGACAAUUAUACUGCCUAUACCUCUUUUUCGAUCGCCGACGCACGCGUUACUGAGCCAGCAGGCAUCUCGUCUCUAAUUUCCUCACGACUCAUACCCCGUCAUCUUUUCGCCUCGCCAUCCUCUAGAUCAUCCCUAGUAGAUGCAGUACUACAUGGCAUCCAGACGGCGCACAAUCUCAUCAACAUAUCUGGCACACAGGUCGUCUUUGAAACGCCGUUGUCUAAUCCAGAUGUCGAUCGCAAGACUUCGGUACAUCCAGCAUGGAGGAGUGCGCUAUGGCACGUUAUCAACGUUGCUGAGUGGGAAAAGCCUCUCGCGCCCGCGACACUAAAGGAAGUCUCUUCCGGCUUCCUCGAUCUCUUAGAACCGGCGAAGGCGCUGACCCCUGGUGGUGGUGCGUACCUCAACGAAGCAUCUUAUGAAGAGCCUGAAUGGCAGCAAACGUUCUUUGGCGACAACUAUCCUCGGCUGCUCGAAAUUAAGCAGCGGUAUGACCCAGAUCAUGUUUUUGAUUGUUGGAAGUGCGUCGGGUGGCGGGGAAGACAAGAGUAA